AAAAAAAAGAAAAAAAAGAAGAUGCUUUUGUUAAAUUGCUUUGUGUUGGCUCAGAGGGGCUCGGCUGCAGCGGACCUGUCAAAAGUCACCGGGGGUGUUGGAAAGAGUCGGGCGGGGAGGUUGGGGCGACCUGUCGGGGGUGGGAGCACUUGUAUAAAAUCUAGCGUGCGUGUUACGCCGGAGACAACUUGUGAGCAUCGCAGCGAUGAGCGCUACCAAAAGCGAGUUUACGAGCUGGAUCCAGCGUGAGGAGGAGCGCAGAAGUUGGUACCGCCCCAACCCCCUGCGCGUCUUUUCCCCGAGGCCAGACGCCGAGAUACCAGGCCGCUCGUCCGCCCUGCGAAUCCCCGCGUCCGACCACGAGGAGGCAGGCGAGACGCCGCCGCCGCCCCACUGCGGCCCGCACAGACACCGGCGGGUGGCGGCCAACGCUCGGGAGAGGAGGAGGAUGCACGGCCUCAACAAAGCCUUCGACGAGCUGCGGAGCGUCAUCCCGUCACUGGAAAGCGAGAAGAAGCUGUCCAAGUACGACACCCUCCAAAUGGCGCAGAUUUACAUCACCGAGCUGUCGGAGCUCCUGGCCGGGAUGGUCCAACAACACCCGGUCCCCGCGGACAAAACCUCCUGUAGGAGGAACGUCAUCCACGCCCUCGUCCCGGAGCAGAACCCGCGGAGGGAUUCGUGCUCGCAGCUCAUCAUACUCGGACCUAAAAGUGAGCUUCAUAAAAGCACCACGUGCUCCUGUAGUGAUGGAGAAUCGUCUCACCUCAGCGACACCGAGGAAAGUCCGAGUGGAAGACAAUAAACCAACACACUUGGCUGGAAGUACAACGAGCCCAAAUGUGCGGCAAAAAAAAAAUAAAAAAAAAAAUGAAAAAAUAAGUAAAUUGUCACUUGAUGGAAAAAGAAGGGAGGGGAAAAACAGUAAUUAAAGUUACUAUGAUGUAAGUCCAAGAAAUACCCAGCGCAAAUGCUUGAGCAGAGUGGAUUCGCACAUUAUUUCUUUUUCGUUUGUUACUAUUCCAUUUCAACACGUGAAAAUAUUACACUUUGCCAUGUAGUGACUAUUUAUGUCUUCAUGUCAUCUGUGUAGGGUGCAACAAGAUACCUUUAUUUGGGUUAUGCAACAACAAAA
This is a messenger RNA of Syngnathoides biaculeatus (alligator pipefish), 1135 nucleotides long. RefSeq names its product atonal bHLH transcription factor 1b (gene atoh1b). Gene Ontology annotation, molecular function: protein dimerization activity. The record is from RefSeq and is a predicted model, not a curated record. Bases 206 to 805 code for a protein of 199 amino acids. The transcript has a single exon. Lineage: Eukaryota; Metazoa; Chordata; Actinopteri; Syngnathiformes; Syngnathidae.